AAACAUCCUCACCCCAACAGAGUCAAAGGUGCUGGCUUUUCCCUCUAGAUACUGGCCAAGAAGAGGUGAGAAAGAACAGAAAGACAUCUAGGUAGAACCUAAGACUUAAUCCCAAUGCAAAUUCUUGUACCAGGAUGGAAGGUGAAUCAUACUACAAUGGGACCACAGUUAACAGCACCCUGGUAAAUCACCAGUCUUUGGAACGCCAUAGACUGUGGGAAGUUGUUACCAUCGCAGCUGUGACUGCUGUGGUCAGCCUAGUGACCAUCGUGGGCAACGUCUUGGUCAUCAUCUCCUUCAAAAUUAACAGUCAGCUCAAGACAGUUAACAAUUACUACCUGCUAAGCCUAGCCUGUGCAGAUCUCAUCAUUGGGGUCUUCUCCAUGAACCUCUAUACCACCUACAUCCUCAUGGGACGCUGGGCUCUUGGGAGUCUGGCUUGUGACCUGUGGCUUGCACUGGACUAUGUGGCCAGUAAUGCUUCUGUCAUGAACCUUCUGGUGAUCAGUUUUGACCGGUACUUUUCCAUUACAAGACCCCUAACAUAUCGGGUCAAGCGUACCCCAAAGAGGGCUGGCAUCAUGAUUGGCUUGGCCUGGCUGAUCUCUUUCAUCCUCUGGGCCCCAGCCAUUCUCUGCUGGCAGUACUUGGUUGGGAAGCGGACAGUACCACCAGAUGAGUGCCAGAUUCAGUUCCUCUCUGAGCCUACCAUCACUUUUGGCACUGCCAUUGCUGCCUUCUACAUCCCUGUUUCUGUCAUGACUAUCCUCUACUGCCGAAUCUACCGGGAAACAGAGAAACGAACCAAGGACCUGGCUGACCUCCAGGGCUCUGACUCUGUGGCUGAAGCUGCCAAGAGAAAGCCAGCUCACAGGGCUCUGCUCAGAUCCUGCUUUACCUGCCCUCAACCUACUCUGGCACAGAGGGAAAGGAACCAGGCCUCCUGGUCAUCCUCCCGCAGGAGCACCUCCACCACUGGAAAGCCAUCCCAAGCCAAUGACCCCAGCACUGACUGGACCAAAGCUGAGCAGCUUACUACCUGCAGCAGCUAUCCCUCCUCAGAGGAUGAGGAGAAGCCCACCACUGACCCUGUCUUCCAAGUGGGCUACAAGAGUCAGGAGAAGGAAAGUCCAAAGGAAGAAUUCAGUGCUGGAGAAACCAAGGAAACUUUUGUGAAAGCUCAAACUGAAAAAAAUAACUAUGACACCCCAAAAUACUUCCUGUCUCCAGCAACUGCUAAUAAACUCAAGAGUCAAAAAUGUGUGGCCUAUAAGUUCCGAUUGGUGGUAAAAGCUGAUGGGACCCAAGAGGCCAACAAUGGCUGUCGCAAGGUGAAAAUCAUGCCCUGUUCCUUCCCAAUGUCCAAGGACCCUUCAACAAAAGGCCUUGAUCCCAACCUAAGUCAUCAAAUGACCAAACGAAAGAGAAUGGUCCUGGUCAAAGAGAGGAAAGCAGCCCAGACCUUGAGUGCCAUUCUCCUGGCCUUCAUUAUCACAUGGACCCCAUAUAACAUCAUGGUCCUCGUGUCCACCUUCUGUGACAAGUGUGUCCCUGUCACUCUGUGGCACUUGGGCUAUUGGUUGUGCUAUGUCAAUAGCACUGUCAACCCCAUCUGCUACGCCCUCUGCAACAGAACCUUCAGGAAGACCUUUAAGACACUGCUCUUCUGCCGAUGGAAAAAGAAAAAACUGGAAGAGAAAUUGUACUGGCAGGGGAACAGCAAACUACCCUGA
Sciurus carolinensis (gray squirrel) is the source of this 1733-nucleotide messenger RNA. It is a transcript of the gene Chrm5, whose product is annotated as cholinergic receptor muscarinic 5. Gene Ontology annotation, biological process: G protein-coupled receptor signaling pathway, coupled to cyclic nucleotide second messenger; chemical synaptic transmission; adenylate cyclase-inhibiting G protein-coupled acetylcholine receptor signaling pathway. Gene Ontology annotation, cellular component: dendrite; synapse; plasma membrane. Bases 135 to 1733 code for a protein of 532 amino acids. The transcript is spliced from 2 exons. The record is from RefSeq and is a predicted model, not a curated record. Gene Ontology annotation, molecular function: G protein-coupled acetylcholine receptor activity; G protein-coupled serotonin receptor activity. Lineage: Eukaryota; Metazoa; Chordata; Mammalia; Rodentia; Sciuridae.